AUGGUAAACGAUGGUAUCUUGGAAAAAGUAAAUGCUAGUGCAUGGGCGACACCGAUUGUUCCAAUAAGGAAAACUAAUAACCAGAUAAGACUGUGUGGCGAUUACAAAGUCACGAUUAACCCGUGGUUGAUAGUUGAUGAGCAUCCUCUGCCAACAAUUGAAGAGUUAUUUGCAUCAAUUAGUGGAGGAAAUAAAUUUUCAAAAAUUGAUUUGACCAAGGCUUAUCUGCAAUUAGAAGUCAACGAGGAAUGUCGAGAUUAUUUGACCUUAAGUACACAUAAAGGUUUAUAUAGACCAACAAGACUAAUGUAUGGCAUCUCAUCAGCGCCAGCUAUUUGGCAACGAUAUAUGGAGGAAUUAUUGAGCGAUAUUCCUGGAGUAUCCAUUUUCAUCGAUGAUGUCAAGAUAACUGGCCGGGAUAAUGAAGAACAUUUGGACAGAUUGUUUCAAGUUUUGAGUCGUCUCGAUAAAAACAACAUGCGUAUCAAUGUAAACAAGUGUCAAUUCUUUCAAGAUAAAAUCGAAUAUGUCGGAUACGAAAUCGAUAAAAACGGUAUUCAUAAAACAAAGAAUAAAAUCGAAGCCAUUGAUCAGAUGCCAGUACCAGAAAACAAGGACCAAGUGAGAUCAUACGUAGGGUUAGUAAACUACUACGGAAGAUUUUUCAAAAAUCUAAGUACAACUCUUUAUCCGAUAAACGAUUUACUUAAGAAAAAUGUACCAUUUGUUUGGAAUAAAAGCUGCCAAACUGCUUUUGACAAAAUCAAAAUGGAAAUGCAAACCGAUAACUUUUUAACACAUUACAAUCCAAAACUUAAAUUGCUUUUAGCCACAGACGCUUCACCAUACGGUGUAGGAGCUGUUCUCAGCCAUGAAUUCCCGGAUGGAACAGAAAAGCCAAUAAUGUACGCCUCUCAGACGUUGACACCUACCCAACAGAAGUACAGUCAGAUUGAUAAAGAGGCUUAUGCUAUCACGUAUGGAGUGAAGAGAUUCUACCAAUACGUAUAUGGCCGGAAGUUCACUCUUGUAACAGACAACAAGCCAGUUUCCCAGAUUUUUUCCCCUAAAAAGGGAAUGCCAGUUUUAUCGGCAACACGCAUGCAACAUUAUGCAGCUUAUCUUCAAUGCUUUGAUUAUGAUAUAGUUUUUAGAAGAACUGAAGAUCAUUGCAACGCAGAUGCAAUGUCAAGAUUGCCUAUUAAAAAAAUAUCAAAAUUUACAAUGGAUGAGGCUGAUGUAUUGGAAAUAUCACAAAUCGAAAAUUUACCGUUGACAGUGGACGAACUGGGAAAAGCAACUAUUAAUAAUGAUAAUGUGAAGGUUUUAGUACAAGGUUUAAGAACGGGAAGAAUUGUAGAACCAAAAUACAGAUUUGGAAUUGACCAAAACGAGUUCACAUUACAGCAAAAUUGUAUCAUGCGAGGGAUGCGAGUGUUCAUUCCUGAAACUCUCCGUAAACGGGUUCUUAGCGAGCUGCAUGCAUCACACUUCGGGGCAACUAGAAUGAAAUCUCUAGCGAGAAGUUAUUGCUGGUGGGAAAGGAUCGAUAGUGAUAUAGAAGAUUUGGUAAAAAACUGUCCGGACUGUCAACGAAUAAGAAGCAAUCCUCCUAAAACUUCCGUGCAUUGUUGGGAAGCACCCACUGAACCUUUCCAAAGAGUACACAUUGAUUUUGCAGGUCCAUUUCUCGGUAAGCUUUUUUUUAUUUUAGUCGAUGCUUACUCAAAAUGGCCAGAAGUUUUUGUAAUUCCAAACAUGACGACAGAUACAACUAUAACCACCUGUAGGAAUAUUUUCAGCCGUUUUGGUAUACCGUCGGUUUUAGUUAGCGAUCACGGAGUUCAAUUUACAAAUUACAAAUUCAAAGAAUUCUUGAAGAUGAACGGAAUCGUGCACAAAAUGGGAGCGCCAUACCACCCUGCAACUAACGGCCAGGCAGAACGUUACGUGCAAACAAUUAAACAAAAAUUAAAAACAUUAGGACCGGACACGACAGAUUUAAAUACCGAAUUAUGCAGAAUCCUUUUGGACUACAGAAAGAUGGUUCAUCCUGCGACAGGAAAAUCGCCCUCUAUGAUGGUAUUCGGACGCGAAAUUAGAUCCAGAAUUGAUUGCAUGAUACCAUUUAGGUGUUUCAAUUCAAUCGAAGCUAAGAGGGGAAGAUCACUUGAAGAAAAUGACAGAGUUGCUGUGCGUGAAUACCUCGACCGUGGAGUAAAGUGGAGAUUUGGACAAAUCAUAAGAAAGCUAGGACUUCUUCAUUAUUUAGUAAGACUGGAUGAUAAUCGUAUUUGGAAACGCCACAUUGACCAGAUUCGCCAAAUAGGCAUAGAUGUAAAAAAUCAACAAACCUAUGACGUUUCCAGAGAAGAACAUCCUCCUUCACUUAACAUUCAGCAACAUGACAAUGGUGGAGAUAUGCUUACAGAUACUGAAACAUCCGAUAAUAACAUUUCAAUGAAUAAUGAAAAAAAUCAUCAAAACUGUACUGCUGGUGAAGGUAUAAAUGAUGACUCAAAUUGUAAUCAAAAUAAAAAUGUAAUUAAGAUUUUACGAAGAUCAAAUCGUAUUAUUAAAGCACCAGAUCGACUAGAUAUUUAA
This is a messenger RNA of Eupeodes corollae, 2604 nucleotides long. RefSeq lists its product as uncharacterized. Gene Ontology annotation, molecular function: nucleic acid binding. The transcript has a single exon. Bases 1 to 2604 code for a protein of 867 amino acids. Lineage: Eukaryota; Metazoa; Arthropoda; Insecta; Diptera; Syrphidae. The record is from RefSeq and is a predicted model, not a curated record. Gene Ontology annotation, biological process: DNA integration.